AUGAUAUUGCGGUCACAUACAUGUCACUUCCGGUACACCUUGGCAAACUCGGCGAAAGUGACCAAUCAUCGCUUUUCAGGCGCCGUAACAACCCAUAAUUACCAUAUCCAAGGCCCAGUAAAUUCUUUCCACUCCUGUGAUUUUCAAGACUUCACAACUCACCCAGGAAACAACCAAUUGAACUGUUUUACAGAUUUAAACCUCUUAGCUGAGUUUCAUCAGCAUGGGUUUUUACACAGACCCCAUAUUGUCAACAGAAUCAUUUCCACUUGCUCAAAAUUUGGCUCAUAUUCUGUUGGGAUUCAAAUGCAUACCCAUGUUAUUAAAAUGGGAUUUGGUUCAAAUAUCUAUAUCUCAAGCGCCUUGGUUGAUAUGUAUUGCAAAUGUGGUACCGUUGUGUCGGCUCACCAUUUGUUUGAUGAAAUACCGGAGAGAAAUGCUGUGACUUGGAAUUCUUUAAUUUCUGGUUACCUAGAAACCCUUUGUCCUGGAACAGCAAUGUACUUAUUCACAGAAAUGCUAAGAUUCGGGAUAUUUCUGACGCCAUAUAGCAUUUCGGCAGCUCUUGUGGGUUGUGCCCAGCUUGAAGAUUGCUGGCUUGGGGCUCAAGUCCAUGCUCUGGGUUUAAAAUUUGGUUUUGAGUUUAAUGUUGUUGUGGGGACUGGUUUAAUUGAUAUGUACGCCAAAUGUUUGGAUAUUGAAGCCUCAAGAAGUGUGUUUGAUAGAAUGGUUUGUAAGAAUGUUCUCAGUUGGACAUCAAUGAUAACUGGUUAUGCACAGAAUAAGCUCUCCUUGGAGGCAAUGACUUUGUUUCGGGAUAUGUUGCGGGUUGGAAUUGAGGCAAAUUAUGUGACAUAUAACAGUUUAUUGAGGUCGUUUUGUUGUCCUGAUGACCUAGACCAUUGCAGGGAAAUCCAUUGUCGUAUAGUUCAGGAAGGUUUUGAGUCUAAUAUUUUUGUGUCAGUUACACUGGUGACUGUAUAUUCAGAGUGUAGUUGUAGCUUAGAGGAAUUCUAUCGAGUUUGUUCAACUAUUACCCUUUGGGACCAAAUCUCAUGGAAUGCAGUCAUUGCCGGUUUUUCCAAUUUAGGAAGUGGUGAGGAAGCACUAACCUGCUUCUCAAAGAUGAGGCAGGCAGGCAUCGGUGUUAAUAUUUUCACGUAUGCAAGUGUGUUGAAAUCAAUUGGUAUUAUUUCAGCUCUUGAAGUGGGGAAGCAGAUCCAUAGUCUGGUUACCAAGGGAGGGCAUGCUUCAAAUAUCUGUGUGCGGAAUGGGCUUGUUUCCAUGUUUGCAAGAUGCGGUAAUCUUAGUUAUGCAAAGAAAGUAUUCACGUUGAUGGAUGAACAUGAUGUCAUAUCAUGGAAUUCACUGUUGUCGGGCUAUUCCCAUCAUGGAUAUGCCGAGGAAGCUAUUAGAAUGUUCGAAGAGAUGAUGACCACUGGGGUUAAACCAAAUCUAACAACAUUCCUCAUAGUGCUUUCUGCUUGCAGCCAUUGUGGCCGGGUGGAUAAAGGACUCGAGUAUUUUCAGUUGAUGAAAGACGAUGAUAGCCUUCCACCACCCAAUUUAGAGCACUAUGCUAGCAUUGUUGAUCUGUAUGGUCGGGCUGGUCAUCUUCAGGAAGCCGAGGCAUUCAUUGAUAACAUGCCAAUACAGCCAGGACCCUCGAUGUUCAAAAGUUUACUGGGUGCUUGUCAAGUUCAUGGUGACAAAGAAAUUGCAGUACGAUCUGCAAGAAGGCUUGUGGAGCUUUGUCCAAGUGAUCCUGCAACUUAUGUUGUGCUAUCAAAUAUCUUGGCCUGUGAAGGUAGUUGGAAUGAUGCAGCUGGUAUCCGCAAGAUAAUGUGUGAUAGACAAGUGAGGAAAAACCCUGGAUAUAGUUGGAUUUGAUUCCAAAGAGCAACUAAGUUUAAGCCAUGACAUUAGGGGUGGGAGAUCUGUACAUCAAGAUAUGAAAUCCUAACAGGUAACUUCGCGUGAUUAUGCCCAGGAAACAUUCUUGCAUUUAAUUUAGGCAAACUAAUGGACAGUGUUGUGAAGUUAGUCUUGGAGGACCAUCUUGAGGAA
Messenger RNA from Coffea eugenioides, 2067 nucleotides. Its product is annotated as pentatricopeptide repeat-containing protein At4g13650-like. The record is from RefSeq and is a predicted model, not a curated record. Gene Ontology annotation, biological process: RNA modification. Gene Ontology annotation, molecular function: RNA binding; protein binding. The coding region runs from base 1 to 1890 and encodes 629 amino acids. The transcript has a single exon. NCBI's taxonomy places the organism in Eukaryota, Viridiplantae, Streptophyta, Magnoliopsida, Gentianales, Rubiaceae.